This is a messenger RNA of Ricinus communis (castor bean), 4907 nucleotides long. Its product is annotated as ABC transporter G family member 29. Gene Ontology annotation, cellular component: membrane. The record is from RefSeq and is a predicted model, not a curated record. Gene Ontology annotation, molecular function: ATP hydrolysis activity; ATP binding; ABC-type transporter activity. NCBI's taxonomy places the organism in Eukaryota, Viridiplantae, Streptophyta, Magnoliopsida, Malpighiales, Euphorbiaceae. Bases 218 to 4522 code for a protein of 1434 amino acids. The transcript has 21 exons.
AGGGCUACUUAUCUUAUCGAGUUAGGUCCCCGCAGGCGUUUUCUGUUUAUUGUGGCAAAUUUGGCUAUGCUUACGUAUUUCCUGAAGUGUGUAAUGUUUGUUCUAAACCCUAUAGUAUAGAAAUAUCAAAUAUAUCUAUAUUAAGGACUGAAUCUACUAGUUAUAAGUUAGUCUCUCUUUCCUUAAGUACUCAAAGGAGUAUUAACCUAAGGAAGCAAUGGAAAAUGUGUCUACAAGUAGUUUUCGAUCAGGAAAAGAUGAUGAAGAAGCUUUAAAAUGGGCUGCUAUACAAAGAUUGCCUACCUAUACUCGGUUGAGAACUUGUUUAUUCAAGAAUCUUGUAGAAAAUCGAAACCAACAUUGCAAAAUUACUGAUGUUAGCAAGUUAGACGUCAAUGACAAGAAACUGUUUCUUGAGAAAAAAUUUAGAGUUCCUGAAGAAGAUAAUGACAAGUUCUUGAGAAAAUUGAGAGAUCGUAUAGAUGAGGUUGGGAUCCAAUUACCUACAGUUGAAGUUAGAUUUGAGCAACUACGAGUAGAAGCUGAAUGCUAUGUUGGCACUAGAGCUCUUCCAACUCUAUCGAACACUGCUAGAAACAUUUUGGAAUCGGGCCUUAGCUUGUGUGGAAUCAGAUUGGCCAAAAGGAUAAACCACACCAUCCUUAAGGAUGUGUCAGGAAUUAUAAAACCAUCAAGGAUGACCUUACUGUUAGGUCCCCCUUCAUCUGGAAAGACGACCCUUUUGCUUGCACUAGCUGGAAAGUUAGAUUCAACUUUAAGGGUGCAAGGACAAGUCAGCUAUAAUGGUUACAGGCUUGAUGAAUUUGAGCCAAGGAAGACAUCUGCCUAUGUUAGCCAAAAUGAUCUGCACUUGGGAGAUCUAACAGUUAAAGAAACCUUUGAUUAUUCAGUAAGGUUUCAAGGAAUCGGUCAUCGACAAGACCUGCUUAUUGAGCUUGAUAGGAGGGAGAAAGAGGCUGGCAUUAUCCCUGAUGCCGAUGUUGAUCUUUUCAUGAAGGCAACUGCAAUAGAAGAAGCUAAGACCAGUCUAAUUACUGAUUAUAUACUCAAACUCUUGGGGCUGGAUAUAUGCAAGGAUACUUUAGUUGGAGAUGAAAUGCAAAGAGGAAUUUCUGGUGGACAAAAGAAGAGAGUGACAACAGGGGAAAUGAUUGUUGGACCUACAAAAACUCUGUUUAUGGAUGAGAUAUCAACUGGUCUGGACAGCUCCACAACAUAUCAAAUCAUUAAGUGUAUGCAACAAAUUGUGCACCUCAAUCAGGCAACUGUCUUAAUGUCCCUCCUCCAGCCUGAUCCUGAGACGUUUGAACUGUUCGAUGAUGUCAUUCUGUUAUCGGGGGGUCAGAUUGUGUAUCAGGGUCCUCGAGAGCAUGCGCUCGCAUUCUUUGAACGCUGUGGAUUCAAGUGCCCUGAGAGGAAGGGCAUUGCUGAUUUUCUGCAAGAGGUUACAUCAAAGAAAGAUCAAGAACAAUACUGGGCAGAUGACAGCAAGCCCUACCGAUACAAAUCUGUAACUGAGUUUGCAACACAGUUUAAGGCUUUCCAUGCUGGCCGCCAUCUUAAGAAUGAGCUUGCAAUUCCAUACGACAAGGAAAGAAGUCAUAAAGAAGCUCUAUCAUUCCACAAAUGCACAAUCCCGAAACUGCAACUGCUAAUAGCCUCCACUGAGAGGGAACUGCUCUUAAAGUGGAGAACUUUACCUGUCUACAUUUUUAAGACUGUUCAAGUUUUAAUCCUUGCAAUCAUUACAUCGACUGUGUUUUUGAGGACAACACUUGACAUCAACUACGACGAUGGAUCUCUGUAUGUUGGUGCAACUAUAUUUGCCUUGAUCGUGAACAUGUUCAAUGGCUUUGCAGAACUCUCCAUAACAGUAACGAGGCUUCCAGUGUUUUACAAGCAAAGAGAUCUCCUAUUUUGUCCAGCUUGGGCAUUCACAGUUCCGAAUUUCUUGCUCGGGUUACCGAUUUCCAUUGUGGAGUCUAUCGUUUGGACUGGCGUAACAUACUUUUCUAUUGGAUUUGCACCAGAAGCAAGCAGAUUUUCCAAGCAGCUGCUGGUAGUCUUUUUAAUUCAACAAAUGGCUGCUGGACUAUUUAGGCUCAUGGCUGGAGUUUGCAGGACUAUGAUCAUUGCACACACCGGAGGAGCGCUUUCUCUGCUCAUUUUAUUCCUGCUAGGGGGCUUUAUCCUUCCAAAAGGAAGAAUUCCUGUUUGGUGGACAUGGGCUCACUGGGUUUCACCUCUAUCUUACGGCUUCAACGCCUUGAUAGUCAAUGAACUGCUUUCUCCAAGGUGGAUGAAUCGGCUAGCACCGAAUAAUAGUACAAAGUUGGGUGCAGCAGUGCUGGAGAACUUCGAUAUAGAUCAGAACAGGAACUGGUACUGGAUUGGAGCUGCAGCACUUCUAGGGUUUAAUAUUCUCUUCAAUGUUCUAUUUACUUUCUCACUAGUGUAUCUAAACCCUCUCGGAAAGCCACGAGCAAUUAUAUCUGAAGAAGCAGCUACUGAGUCUGAGCAAUCUGAGGAGAAAGGAGUAGAGGAAAAAGAAAAACUCGAAACAAGGACAACAACCAACGGAAAGAAUGCAAGAGAAGUUCAAAUGCUACAAGUAAGCAACAAAUCUAGUGCAGGAGGAAGCAGGGUUGCUCCUAAAAGGGGGAUGAUUCUUCCGUUUACACCACUGUCAAUGUCCUUUGAUAGUGUAAACUAUUAUGUUGAUAUGCCGAUAGAAAUGAAGGGCCAUGGAGUGAGAGAGGAUAGGCUGCAAUUGCUUCGAGAAGUGACUGGAGUAUUUAGGCCAGGUGUCCUGACUGCUUUGAUGGGAGUUAGUGGAGCAGGAAAGACAACGCUGAUGGAUGUUCUAGCAGGCAGAAAAACUGGAGGCUAUAUUGAGGGCAAUAUUAGAAUUUCCGGAUUCCCUAAGAAUCAGGAAACAUUUGCAAGAAUUUCUGGUUACUGUGAGCAGAAUGACAUUCACUCUCCGCAAGUCACUGUCAAAGAGUCCUUGAUCUUUUCAGCUUUUCUUAGACUCCCUAAAGAAGUCAGCGACAAAGAUAAGAUGGUUUUUGUAGAUGAAGUGAUGGAGCUAAUUGAGCUCACCAAUCUGAAAAAUGCAAUAGUUGGGCUACCAGGAGUAACGGGGUUGUCAACCGAACAAAGAAAGAGAUUGACAAUAGCAGUGGAACUAGUGGCAAACCCCUCAAUUAUAUUCAUGGACGAACCAACUUCAGGUUUAGAUGCAAGGGCAGCAGCCAUUGUUAUGAGGACUGUCAGAAACACGGUAGAUACUGGAAGAACAGUUGUCUGCACAAUUCAUCAGCCUAGCUUCGACAUCUUUGAAUCCUUUGAUGAGCUGCUGUUAAUGAAGACAGGAGGGCAACUGAUCUACUCAGGACCACUAGGCCAGAAUUCUUACAAGAUCAUUGAAUAUUUUCAGGAAAUUCCAGGAGUACCUAGAAUUAGAUACGAGCAAAAUCCAGCAGCAUGGAUGCUUGAAGCAAGCUCAGCUGCGACUGAAGUAAGACUUGGAAUUGACUUUGCUGAGCACUAUAUAUUAUCAUCCAUGUACCAACAAACCAAGGCUUUAGUAGCAGAAUUGAGUAAGCCAGCAGUAGGAACAACAGAUCUCUAUUUCCCUGAUCAGUACUUACAAUCUUCGUGGGGACAAUUUAAGUUCUGUCUAUGGAAGCAAUGGUGGACUUAUUGGAGAAGUCCUGAUUAUAAUCUUGUUAGAUACUUUUUCACCUUAGUAGCAGCUCUUGUGCUAGGCACAAUCUUCUGGCAGGUUGGAAACAAAAGAGAGGACACAACUGAUCUAACCAUGAUCAUCGGGGCAAUGUACGUAGCAGUUUUAUUUGUCGGAAUCAACAAUUGCUCGACUGUUCAGCCCAUUGUAGCAGUUGAAAGAACUGUAUUUUACAGGGAAAGAGCUGCAGGGAUGUACUCAGCUUUACCGUAUGCUUUGGCACAAGUCAUUGUGGAAAUACCAUAUAUAUUCAUCCAAACUACAUACUAUUCUCUGAUAGUAUAUUCAAUGUUUAGCUUUGAGAGGACCGUGGCUAAGUUCUGUUGGUUCUUCUUCAUCACCUUCUUCUCUUUCCUAUACUUCACAUACUACGGCAUGAUGACUGUUUCAGUCACACCAAAUCACCAAGCGGCAGCCAUCUUUGGUUCAGCAUUUUUUGCACUCUUCAAUCUCUUCUCUGGCUUUUUCAUCCCCAAACCAAGAAUUCCAAAGUGGUGGGCAUGGUACUAUUAUAUCUGCCCGGUGGCAUGGACAGUAUACGGACUGAUCGUGACACAAUAUGGCGACAUUGAGGACACCAUAAAAGUACCAGGAAUUAAUCCAGAUCCGACCAUCAAAUGGUAUGUGCAUAACCAUUUCGGGUACGAUGCUGAUUUCAUGGGUCCAACUGCUGUAAUCCUGGUCGGUUUUGGUGCCUUUUUCGCACUCAUGUUUGCCUUCUGCAUCAAAAAUAUCAACUUCCAACAAAGAUAGGCCUGAGAAUGCACUCGCUCACAGUCUUUGGGCUUUGGGCUUGGCGGUGAGUUGUCGAUGAAAACAAGAAGAGGUCACAUGUGAAUGUGAUGAAGAGACACACGUGUGGAAGUGAGGAAUCUUAAGAAAAGAUACAUUGUAUCAUUCAGGACAAAGGGCCUCGUGCCUUGAAAGACGAAUUACAAGAGGAAUUGUUGACAUCAUGUCUGUCUUUUUCCCUUCAUUCAACAGCGUGUCCUAGCGUCCCUUCAACGUGGAUACACGUGUCCAAACCCAUCUCAUUACCACUCACUGAUUAUUUAACUCUUUCCUCGUUGUAAUCUUUUUAGAAAAAUUCUUUCUUCAAGGUCUGACUAUUGAAUAAGUGGCGGAUCCAUUAUGGUUA